AUGAGCGCUGCCGCAGUCCAGGCUCCAUUUGCUCCCACGAGCUCCUCCUUUUCAUCCUUGGCCCCCGUGGACUCUAUCAUAUUCGAUACAAAAGCCCUCCAGAAAGCAACAGAGAUCUUGAACGUCCUCUACCGGUAUCGUGCCCCGGUUCCAGAGUCCGAAGCAGAUCGCAGCGAUGAAGGAACUCUGAAGUUCCUCCCUCUCAUCUAUUCCCGGGUGAAAGCCCAGCAGGAGAUCCCCCUGAUCCUACCCGCCUUCCCCUUCAAAUCCCCCAACCGUAAGAGCAAGGUGCUGGGCGCCUUGCCAGACAAGGGCGAGGAAACUGCCUUAGCACACCUCGACGGCCUGUGCGCGGCUAUCAAAGAUAUCUACGAGCCAGGCGCCGUGUUGACCAUUGCCUCCGAUGGACUCGUAUACAAUGAUCUCCUGGGCGUGCCCGAUGCAGAAGUCUACAAGUACGGCGAGUCCCUGCGACAACUGGUCCGCGACCAGGGCUUCCAGCAUAUCCAGUUUAUUCGGCUCCAGCAUCUCCUGCAUGUACACGAGGAUAUACCCCUCGAUGCUGUGGCCUAUGAGCAACUGGCCGGAAACUUUCGUCAGAGGCUAGUUGAGAACUACACGCCGCUGGAUUAUGACUGUGCGACUAGCAUCAGGGAAGAUAAGGAUGUGUGCGCUACGUAUCGAGGGUAUAUCAAGUUCCUGACAAAGGACUUGGAGCAUACGUUUGUCGACGAUGGGAGCGUGUCCAAGCGCUCGCACAAGCAGAAGCUCGAAGCGAUCGCGAAAAAGAUGAUCGCCCGUGGCAAGGCCUUCGCAGAAGCUAUCCGCAAGAACUACGCAGAUUACAUCCGUCUCUCCAUCCACCCCUCCUGCGGCUCCUCCAAGAUCUCAAUCAAAGUACUCCCUCUGGCACGCUAUGCUAUAACCCCCUGGCACUCGUCCCCCUGCUUCACAGUUGACGGGCAGGUCGAAUACGGCCUGCGCGAGACCUUCGACAACCGCGAGGACGUGGAAUUGAUCUACAAAAAUGGAAAUCCAUGGUACUACCGCGUCAAGUCAGACCUAUACGCCUGGUCGCAGCCCGUGGAAAUUGAGCCCCAGUACCCCUGUGGCCUGAUUAUCCGUCCGACGGAAACCGCUUCCGCAACGCAAGUCGACAUGCUCAAACUCCGUGAGCUCGCCCAGGAGAACUCCCCCGUAAUCCUCCGCGGCUUCACCGACACCCGGGACCGGGAGCUAUAUAUCCAAAAAGCCGAGGAAAUGGGCACCCCAAUGGCGUGGAAAUUCGGACUGAUUCUGGAGGUCAAAGACCACGGAACGGAAUCCCAGGGUCUGAACAACGUCCUAUCCGCCGAAUGGAUGCCGUUCCACUAUGACGGACUCUUCAAAAUCAAGAAAGAGAUAGACGCCGACGGCAAAGAAGUCAUGGUUUCCUGUCCUCCCAAAUUCCAAUUCUUCACCGGAAUGACCCCUUCCCCAAAAGACACAGGCUUCACCCUCUUCAGCGCCUCCCAUCUGAUCUGGCACUACCUGCCCCCAAACUACACCCUCGAGGAACUCUCCAAGCUCUCCUGGAAAGUGGAGACCGUGUCCUUUGACGAGGCCCGCCUCACUGACUUGCCGCUCGUCGAGCCUCAUUUCGCCCACGGCAGGCCUUGUCUGCGCUAUCAUGAGCCGUGGCCGCAGGAGAAGACCGCCUUCGAUCCGACGUAUAUUACGAUCCAGGGUGUACCGAAUUCGGCUGAGAUCUGCCGGACGCUGGAUUCGUUGCUGCAUGAUCGGCGGGUGGCGUAUUGGCAUUCGUGGGAGGAGGGAGAUUGGGUGGUGAGUGAUAAUGUGACGAUGAUGCAUACACGGAGCUCAUUUACGGCGAAGUCGGAUCGUUGUUUGAGGAGGAUUCAUGUUGAUUAA
Aspergillus alliaceus is the source of this 1911-nucleotide messenger RNA. RefSeq names its product isocyanide synthase xanB (gene xanB). The coding region runs from base 1 to 1911 and encodes 636 amino acids. The record is from RefSeq and is a predicted model, not a curated record. The transcript has 4 exons. Gene Ontology annotation, molecular function: oxidoreductase activity. Lineage: Eukaryota; Fungi; Ascomycota; Eurotiomycetes; Eurotiales; Aspergillaceae.